AUGAGUGAUGAACAUAAGUCUGUAGAUCCUUUGUUUGGUCAAUAUCGUGCAUUUCCUACUAGUGUGGGAGAAGAUGAUACUGAAGGUGAUAGUGAGGGAGUUCUGUCUUACUUAAGAUCAGUUAGAAGACAAGCCGAAGAAGAAGAUAUAGUAUACUUUGCACAUAGAGAUACAGAUAGAAACAGAGAUAAUACCGAAAUACAUGAAGUUAUUAUUAAUGAAGAUAAUAAUUCCAAAAAUAUUGAUCAUAUAAUCAAUCCCCAAUGGAGCGAAGACUUGAUAAAGAAAUUUACUAGUAUUAAACAACAAAUAAACUUAGUUAACACAUCUGUAGUUCAGAAUAAUAUCCAACCGAAUAUAAUUCCAGAAACUGCAGCUGAAUGUCGAAAGUACAUGCUUGAACAUGAUCCUCCAUCCAUUGACUACUUUUAUCAAGAGAUUGAUCGAGCUACUAUAUUCAAACAUUUAAUUUAUUAUACAAAAUGGCUUAGUAAGAAUACUAAUGAAUACCUCACUAAAUGGAUAUGGAUAUCAUUUCUACGAAUUGAUGAUGUGUUAGAAGCCAAUGAAUGUUCUAUAGUACGAGAUUUAGCUAAGAAGGCUUUAAAAAUCAUUAGUAAAGUACCACAACAUGAAUUGGAUGCCAAUACUAGUUUUACUAUUGAUAUGAUAUUGGCACUAGUUAGUCAGUACUAUGGACAAAAAGAUUUAUUAACUUAG
Messenger RNA from Scheffersomyces amazonensis, 720 nucleotides. RefSeq lists its product as uncharacterized. Lineage: Eukaryota; Fungi; Ascomycota; Pichiomycetes; Serinales; Debaryomycetaceae. The transcript has a single exon. Gene Ontology annotation, cellular component: nucleus; SMN complex. Gene Ontology annotation, biological process: spliceosomal snRNP assembly. The record is from RefSeq and is a predicted model, not a curated record. The coding region runs from base 1 to 720 and encodes 239 amino acids.